Anthostomella pinea is the source of this 987-nucleotide messenger RNA. The record is from the annotation of a GenBank genome assembly. NCBI's taxonomy places the organism in Eukaryota, Fungi, Ascomycota, Sordariomycetes, Xylariales, Xylariaceae.
AUGCCGCCGCCGACUUCGAACAAGCGCAAGCUACCAUCUGCCAUCCUCCAGAGACGAGUACGAGCGAGAAAGGAGGAGCCAGAACCUGAACUCGAGGAAGUUUUCAGCGACGAAUCAGCAGAAGAGGACGACUCGGCAGAAGAAGGCAGCAGCGACGAUGGGGAGUCCGACAGAGCAAGCAACGCAGAUGCCACUGACUCAGAAUCUUCCUCCAACGAUGACGACGACGACGACGAAGACGACUUAGACCCCGCACUCGUACCCUUCAGCAAGCUCGCCAAGGCGCAACAAGACUACCUCAGCGAACAACGGCAAAAAGCUCAAGGACACGCAGACUCAAACGGAGAGAGCGCCGAGGACGAUGAAGACGGCAACAACGGCAAAGAAGGCAACAAAUACUGGGACCCCUCAAAAUACGAAAAAUCCUCCUCCUCCAAGAAACAGCCCAAGCACCAGCGGUCGUCUAAACACGCCCCGGUAGAAGUGACCAGCAAGCGCCCGGUUACGCGCAAGCGCGAGGUCGUAUCCUCCACCAAGGUCCUCCCGCGGGACCCACGGUUCUCCGCCGCCUCAGGCCCGGUAGACGAGGAGCGCGCGCGGCGGGCAUAUUCCUUCCUGGACGAGUACCGCGCCUCGGAAAUGGCGCAGGUGCGCGACGCAAUUAAAAAAACCAAGGCGCCGGCGGCGAAGGAAGAACUCAAGCGCGCGCUCGUGUCGAUGCAGAGCCGCAAGCAGGCGCAGGAGCGCAAGGACGCCGAGCGCGCCGUCGUGGCCGACCACCGCAAGCACGAGAAGGAGCUCGUGGCCCAGGGCAAGCAGCCCUUCUACCUCAAGCGCGGCGAGCUGAAGAAGAGGGUGUUGGUCGAUCGAUUUGCUGGUAUGAAGAAGAAGCAGGUCGACCGCACCAUCGAGCGCAGGCGCAAGAAGGUCACGGCUAAGGAGCGGAAGGAUAUGCCGUUUGCGAGACGGGGUGCUGUGGAGGAGUAA